CGCGCACGGACAGUCACUCGUCAGACGUCUAACAGGGUGGGUGUGCUUCGCGGUGGAAGUAAGUUCAUCUCUCUUUCUCUUUCUUUUAUAUUUCUCUCUCUCUUUCUCUCCAUAUCUCGCGGAUAUCGCAACGGGACGGCGUGCAAAGACACAAAACGGAGGCGCGCACUCGUCGGAACUCCGCUGUGCGCGCGUGUGUGCGUGUGUGUUCGUGCGUGCGCGUACGUGCAGUACGUACGUACGUGCAUGCGUGCGUGCGUACGUGCGUGCGUGCGUGCAUGCGUGCGUGCCCAGCCAGCCACAGCCAGCUAGUCAACCAUCCACACGGUCUGUCUCUCACUCUGUCGGCAGCGCAGCUGAACCUCGCGCCGCAGUCAUCGCUGACCGCGUUGUACAGGUUCCUUGCGUCGGGAAAUGGAGCUCGAGCAGGCGGCGCCGCAGGUGAACCUGGACCCGGAAAGGAAGACCAAGGAGAGCGGCGGCGGCGUCUCCGGGAAUCACAGUGAUCAUAUCAAUGGCAUGACCAACGGUUUUGAUAAAAAAAGGGAACACAAAUCUGAGCACAGAGACAAAGAUAAGGAGCGAUCUCACAAAUCGGAUCAUAAGGAUAAAGAUCGAAGCAGAGAAAAGGACAAAAAUCACAAGAGUGAACACAGAGAUAAGGACAAAGAUAAGCACAGACAUAGCUCCAGUUCCGUUAAGGAUAAGGAGAAGCACGAUGGAAGCAAUAAUAGGGAUAAAGACAAGGACAAAAAGAGCUCCUCGUCUAGUAAGGACAAGGAACAUAAAAGUAGUUCAUCCAGUAAGGAUAAAGAAAAGGACAAGAACAGAGACAAGGAACAUCAUCACAAAUCGAGUUCCAAAGAUAAGGACAGGCAUCAUAGCAGUUCUAAGGACAAAGACAGUUCGAGCAAAGAUAAGGACAAGGACGCCAAGAGUAAGGAUAAAGAUAGACAUAGACACAGUAGUUCCUUGAACUCUAGCUCGCGUGACAAAGACAAGGAUCGAAGUAUUUCGAAGGACAAGGAUAAGGAUGGCAAAAAACAUUCGGAAAAGGACAAGGAUAGACAUUCCACUUCUCACUCUUUGGGCGAUAAAGAAAAACAUCGUUCGUCGGAAAAAGACAAGCAUAGAGAAAGUUCUAGCAGCAAAGAUAAACAUCGUCAUGAAAAAGAUAGAGACCGCCACCGUCACGACAAGGAUAAAUCUAAGCAUCGCGAGGAAAGAGAAAAGAAGGAUAAGGAGGAGAUUAAAAUAAAGGAAGAACCAAACGUGAAAAUGAAUCACUCAAUUAACGAAGGAUUUCAUUACAAUACAGAAAUCAAAUCUGAGAUAAAAGAGGAACCUAUGACACAACCAGAUUUAGACGAUGAUGAUGACAGUGGCGGCGAGCGACCGUUGUAUAUCAAAGAGGAUGACGAUGAUGAACCGAUCAAGGAGGAUGUUAGUAUGGAUUCGACCGACGGAAAUGAUACCAGAUUAUCAGAUCUUCAUAAUACAACUUUAAAAACGGAAGAAGAAUCAGAAGAGGAUAAACCAUUGUUUUCAAGAUCGAAGGUAUUGCCAAACGUGAAGAGAAAGAUUGACUCGGAUGAAGAUGAAGACGUUCCACUGUCAGCACGUAAGAAAUCCAAAAAACCGGCUACUAGCCAGAAGACAAAGAAAAAGAAACGAAAAUAUGGAGAUGACGAUGAUUCUGACGCCGAGGCUGAAGAGACACAGAAACCAAAGAAGAAGAAUACAAAGGUGAAAACGGAAGGUGGUAGCCCGAGGAAAAAGAAGCAAGAGGAGGAGCAAGAAGUUUGGAAAUGGUGGGAGGAAGAGAAGAAGAGUGAUGGCACGAAAUGGUAUUUCUUGGAGCACAAGGGACCAGUAUUUGCGCCACCCUACGAACCUUUGCCUCCCACCGUCAAGUUUUAUUAUAAUGGCAAGGAGAUGAAGUUAAGCCAAGAUACAGAGGAGGUAGCGACUUUCUAUGCGCGUAUGCUGGAUCAUGAUUAUACGACCAAGGCUACGUUCAAUAAUAACUUCUUUCAUGAUUGGCGAGAAGUGAUGACUGAAUCAGAACGUGCCAAGAUUACUGAUCUGACCAAGUGCAACUUCAAGGAGAUGCAUGCAUACUUUGUCCAGAAGAGCGAAGAACGCAAGGCUAUGACGAAGGAAGAAAAGCAGAAGAUUAAGGAGAAGAAUGAGGAGAUACAGAAGGAAUAUGGCUUUUGUUCUAUCGAUGGGCAUAAGGAAAAAAUUGGUAACUUCAAAAUUGAACCACCUGGCUUGUUCAGGGGUCGGGGUGAGCAUCCCAAAAUGGGUAAGCUGAAGAAGCGUGUGUUGCCAGAGGACGUGCUCAUUAAUUGCUCAAAAGACUCGAAUAUACCGAAACCACCGUCCGGUCACAAAUGGAAGGAAGUGCGACACGAUCCUAAUGUCACAUGGCUUGCAUCUUGGACAGAAAACGUUCAAGGCCAAGUGAAGUACGUGAUGUUAAACCCGUCUAGCAAGCUUAAAGGUGAGAAGGACUGGCAGAAGUAUGAGACAGCGCGAAAACUGGCGCAAUCGAUUGACAAAAUCCGCGCCGAAUAUCGAGAGGAUUGGAAAAGUAAAGAAAUGCGCAUUAGGCAACGAGCCGUUGCUCUUUACUUCAUCGACAAACUAGCGCUUAGGGCUGGCAACGAGAAGGAUGAGGAUCAGGCAGAUACCGUGGGUUGCUGUUCGUUGCGAGUGGAGCAUAUCAAGCUGCAUGAACAAAAGGAUGGCAAGGAAUAUGUCGUUGUAUUUGAUUUCUUAGGUAAAGAUUCCAUACGGUAUUAUAACGAGGUACCAGUGGAAAAGCGCGUAUUUAAAAACCUGCAGCUCUUUAUGGAGAAUAAAUCACCCGGAGAUGAUCUGUUCGACCGUCUCAAUACUACCGUGAUGAACAAACAUCUGAAUGAAUUAAUGGAAGGUCUCACCGCUAAAGUAUUCAGAACUUAUAACGCGUCGUGGACGUUGCAACAGCAGCUCGACAAAUUGACAGAUCCAAACGACGUGGAGGCAGAAAAGAUUCUUUCCUAUAAUCGAGCCAAUCGCGCCGUUGCCAUACUGUGUAACCAUCAGCGUUCUGUGCCAAAGACGCACGCGAAAUCCAUGGAGAACUUGAAGGCAAAGAUUGAUGCGAAGAAAGAGGCGAUAGCCGAGUGCGAGUUGCAAGUGAAAGAUGCCAAACGUGAUGCGAAACACGGUUCGGUGAAAGAAAAAGUAACAUAUGAAAAGAAGAAGAAACAGCUGGAAAGGUUGAAGGAACAAUUGACGAAGCUAGAGGUCCAAGCGACUGAUCGAGAGGAGAAUAAAGAGAUCGCGCUGGGUACCUCCAAACUGAAUUAUCUCGAUCCUAGAAUUUCUGUUGCAUGGUGUAAAAAGCACAAUGUCCCGAUCGAGAAGAUUUAUAACAAGACUCAAAGGGAUAAAUUCCGAUGGGCAAUAGACAUGGCGGGCCCUGACUAUGUGUUUUAACCCUGUGGUUUAUCAUCAUCGUCAUCGUAAUUAAUGCCAUUGCAUGUCGGUUUAUGAGGAAAGUACACCUCCUGCUGACGAUGUAUUUAGUGAAUUUUACGUUCUAACGAGAAGCCAGGAGACUUAAAAGUAAGACAGAAAGAAAGAAAGAUAAAAAGAACAAAAGAUGAACAGUGUAACGAUACAGAAAAAUUUUUUUACACUUACAUGGUAUAAAUGUGAGAAAGUGUGGGAACAUAUUUUCUAUAGGAUGAUAUACGUCACAUACGUAUUGAAUCACGUUGCGAUUAGUAUAUCUAAAGUGAUGUGAUUAAACGCGUUAGGUUCGAAGAGAGAAUUAGUCUAGAAUUGAUUGUGUGUGCGCGCACGCGCGCUUUGACAAUUUUGCCAUUGGCAAAAUGCUUUCUACUCACGUCGCUAGCUUGUUCGUCCUCACGUGCAAAAAAAUCAUGUACAUGAGCAAGACACUUGGACAUAAUAAAUCCUUAAGAAUAUUAAUCGAGAGGAGUCGUAAAAUUGCGGACGAUUUUCGAGCGAAAGCGGAAAGAGCGUGAUUUUAUUUCGUUUAGGUAGAAAUUUAUUCUGAGAAGUAUGGAAAGUAGCACCAAAUUGUGCAGAGAGAAAGAAAAAGAAGAAAGAUCGUUAAAUUUAUAAAUUGCAUGGGCGCAACGAUUGAUUCUGUGAGGAGCACAGAGAUUUCGCGCCGAUCUCGCGAAAGCUACAACUGCGUUAUUGUACAUAUAUAUAGGACACAUUCAUGUGAGUGAGACGCAAAUACACAAUUUAUGCUAUGUCGAUAUUUAAAAAAAAAAAGAAAAAGGGGAAAAGAAGAAAAAGAAACAAACUUUUUAAAUAGGCAGCUGAUAAAUUUUGUAUUUCCCUUAAUGAGUAUACACAUGUAAACACAACUUGUUUCUCUCUCAUAAAUGUAUGAUAAUGUCAUUCAUCAACCACAUUUACAUUUUACAGCAUCGUGUUGAGGACAUUAUAUGUAUUCGUAGAACGUAUUCAAUAUUGCGCACUCCUUUUUUGAUAUAUAAAUGAUGAGGCAGA
Messenger RNA from Pogonomyrmex barbatus (red harvester ant), 4542 nucleotides. It is a transcript of the gene Top1, whose product is annotated as DNA topoisomerase 1. Lineage: Eukaryota; Metazoa; Arthropoda; Insecta; Hymenoptera; Formicidae. Gene Ontology annotation, molecular function: DNA topoisomerase type I (single strand cut, ATP-independent) activity; DNA binding. Gene Ontology annotation, cellular component: nucleolus; chromosome. The record is from RefSeq and is a predicted model, not a curated record. Gene Ontology annotation, biological process: DNA replication; chromosome segregation; DNA topological change.